Macrobrachium nipponense is the source of this 1443-nucleotide messenger RNA. RefSeq names its product O-phosphoseryl-tRNA(Sec) selenium transferase-like. Gene Ontology annotation, biological process: conversion of seryl-tRNAsec to selenocys-tRNAsec; selenocysteine incorporation. Gene Ontology annotation, molecular function: tRNA binding; O-phosphoseryl-tRNA(Sec) selenium transferase activity. NCBI's taxonomy places the organism in Eukaryota, Metazoa, Arthropoda, Malacostraca, Decapoda, Palaemonidae. The record is from RefSeq and is a predicted model, not a curated record.
AGAAAAUGCCCAGAGGAUGGUUGGGAUGAUUCAGCAAUAGAGAUGAUUGUUAAUGAAUUGUCUCAGAUGGACAGUAAUAAUUUUUCUCACAACUGCGGAGUCGGAGAAAGAGAAGCUAGAAUUUAUUCAAAUCUUGUGUCACGGCGCCAUUAUCGUUUGGGACAUGGCAUAGGACGAUCUGGUGAUAUUGCUGAAGUUCAGCCAAAAGCUGCUGGUUCUAGUCUACUCAAUAAGCUUACAAAUUCAAUAGUUUUGGAUGUUUUGAGGUCUGUUGGUGUCCAAAAAGCAGCUGCUUGUUUGGUUGUUCCAGUGGCAACAGGCAUGAGUAUGGUUCUUUGUCUGUUAACCCUUAGACAACAAAGGCCCAAGAGCAAAUAUGUAAUUUGGCCUCGUAUUGAUCAGAAAUCAUGUUUCAAGUCUAUUAUCACAGCAGGGUUUGAGCCUAUCACUGUAGAGAAUAUCCUGGAGGGAGAUGAACUGCGAACUGAUGUGCCUGAAAUAGAAAGGUUGAUUACUACUCAUGGCCCUGAUACUGUUGCAGUUGUAAUGACAACAACCAGUUGCUUUGCUCCUCGUGGGAUUGAUAAACUUGAGGAGGUGGCUAAGUUGUGCUCAGAGUAUGGAAUACCCCACAUUAUUAAUAAUGCAUAUGGAGUCCAGUCUUCAAAGUGUAUGCAUCAUAUUCAACAAGCUGCAAGAGUAGGCCGAGUAGAUGCGUUUGUUCAAAGUACUGAUAAAAACUUCAUGGUACCAGUAGGAGGCUCAAUCAUAGCUGGAUUUGAUUCAAAGUUCAUUGACCAAAUAGGAAAAAUGUACCCAGGAAGAGCAUCAAGCAGUCCAGUUGUAGACCUUUUCAUGACACUUUUGUCAAUGGGCAAACAAGGUUACAAGAAACUACUUGAAGAAAGGAAAGACAUGAAGAAUUACCUUGCAGACCAGAUGGAAGCUGUUGCUAAAGAUUAUGGACUACGUUUACUUAUAUGUAAAAAUAACCCAAUUUCUAUAGCCAUGAGCUUACCAGUUGAAGAAAGUGCAGCACUGACAGAACUUGGUUCCAUGCUGUUUUUGAGAGGUGUUUCAGGCACCAGGGUGAUUGCAACUACUGAUGUCAAAGCCAUCGCUGGAUAUACAUUUGAAGGUUGGGGCGCUCACUCAAAAAGCUACCCAGUGGCAUAUCUCACAGCAGCAGCAAGCAUUGGAAUGACAAGAAAAGAUGUGGAUCUUUUUGUUCAGCGACUAUGUAAGUGCCUCAGCAAGUUUCAGUCAAGGAAAGAGAAGCUUAGUAAAAAUAUACAACCUGUUAAUAUAGACAAUGCUCUUGAAACUAAUAGUAACACUACUAUAGAUAAAUGAUAUAUUACCAGUGCAGAAAAAGGAUAUGAGGUUGAGCAUGAAAAACAUCAUUCUACAUAAUUUUGAAAAAUAAAGACAUUAAUAAUUCUA